Messenger RNA from Nomascus leucogenys (northern white-cheeked gibbon), 1263 nucleotides. RefSeq names its product lipoyltransferase 1 (gene LIPT1). Gene Ontology annotation, cellular component: cytoplasm; mitochondrion. The record is from RefSeq and is a predicted model, not a curated record. Gene Ontology annotation, biological process: protein lipoylation. Gene Ontology annotation, molecular function: lipoyltransferase activity. NCBI's taxonomy places the organism in Eukaryota, Metazoa, Chordata, Mammalia, Primates, Hylobatidae.
UGCCGGUUGCUCGGGGUCGUACGACGCACUUUUCCACCUCGAGCUCUCGCGAGGCCGUGGGUACGACAGGAAGCCGCAGCAUGCUGAUCCCAUUUUCAGUGAAGAAUUGCUUCCAGUUACUUUGUAACUGCCAGGUCCCAGCAGCUGGCUUUAAAAAAACAGUAAAAAAUGGGCUCAUUUUACAGUCAAUUUCCAAUGAUGUCUAUCAAAAUCUGGCUGUGGAAGACUGGAUCCAUGACCAUAUGAAUCUAGAAGGCAAACCAAUUCUAUUCUUUUGGCGGAAUUCUCCCUCUAUUGUAAUUGGUAGGCAUCAAAAUCCUUGGCAGGAAUGUAACCUGAAUCUAAUGAGAGAAGAAGGUAUAAAACUGGCUCGGAGAAGAAGCGGAGGAGGAACAGUCUACCAUGAUAUGGGUAAUAUCAAUUUGACUUUCUUUACAACCAAAAAAAAGUAUGAUAGAAUGGAAAAUCUGAAAUUAAUUGUAAGAGCUCUGAAUGCUGUCCAACCCCAGCUGGAUGUGCAGGCUACCAAAAGAUUUGACCUUCUACUUGAUGGACAGUUUAAAAUCUCAGGAACAGCUUCUAAGAUCGGCCGGACUACUGCCUAUCACCAUUGCACUUUAUUAUGUAGUACUGAUGGGGCGUUCUUGUCUUCUUUGCUAAAGAGCCCUUACCAAGGGAUCAGGAGCCAUGCCACUGCUAGCAUACCUUCCUUAGUGAAAAAUCUUCUGGAAAAGGAUCCCACUCUGACCUGUGAAGUACUAAUGAAUGCUGUCGCUACAGAGUAUGCUGCUUAUCAUCAAAUUGAUAAUCACAUUCACCUAAUAAACCCAACGGAUGAGACACUGUUUCCUGGAAUAAAUAGCAAAGCCAAAGAACUGCAAACUUGGGAGUGGAUAUAUGGCAAAACUCCAAAGUUUAGUAUAAAUACUUCCUUUCAUGUGUUAUAUGAACAGUCACACUUGGAAAUUAAAGUAUUCAUAGACAUAAAGAAUGGAAGAAUUGAAACUUGUAAUAUUGAAGCACCUGAUCAUUGGUUGCCAUUGGAAAUACGUGACAAAUUAAAUUCAAGUCUUAUUGGCAGUAAGUUUUGCCCAACUGAAACUACCAUGCUAACAAAUAUAUUACUUAGAACAUGUCCACAAGACCACAAACUACACAGUAAAUGGAAUAUUCUCUGUGAAAAAAUUAAGGGAAUAAUGUGAUUCCAAGUAAAUGUCUUAAUACAGUUUCAAUUAGAAAAUAAAAUCUCAUACUUGCACAUUG